Molecule: messenger RNA, 1692 nt
Organism: Arvicola amphibius (Eurasian water vole)
Lineage: Eukaryota; Metazoa; Chordata; Mammalia; Rodentia; Cricetidae
Gene: Sfxn1
Product: sideroflexin 1
Exons: 11
Coding region: 330-1322 (330 amino acids)
Biological process (GO): monoatomic ion transport; serine import into mitochondrion
Cellular component (GO): mitochondrial inner membrane
Molecular function (GO): monoatomic ion transmembrane transporter activity
Source: RefSeq, a predicted model, not a curated record
UGGCAUUCCCAGUCAGGCUGAGCGGUCAGUAUCAGGCAUGCCAGGUGGGUGCACCUGCAGCCUAUUUCUGCAUUUCACUCAGGCCACUAACCCAGGUACCCUGUGCCACCGUCCAGCUGGUGGUUAUAAUGGUGCUGUGGUCUGACCAGAUGGGCAGGAGGAAGGAGAAACGCCCACAAUCCCUCGCAGGAGCCCCGUUUCUUGGCCCACUCAACCCAGAGUGAAGCUGGCCCAGGCGUCAUCUCAGCUUUGCUUCUUCCUCCCCUCCCCCAGCGGACACACACAUUGCUCCUGGGUACCAAGUACAAGUGCAGCUCCUGUUCCUGCCCAUGACUGACCCAGGAUCCGGGACGAUGUCUGGAGAAGUGCCACCCAACAUCAACAUCAAGGAGCCUCGAUGGGACCAAAGCACUUUCGUCGGCCGAGCUAAUCACUUCUUCACGGUCACGGACCCGAGGAACAUCCUUCUAACAAACGACCAGCUGGAGAAUGCAAGGAAAGUGGUGCAUGAUUACAGACAAGGAAUUGUUCCCGCCGGCCUCACGGAGAAUGAGUUGUGGAGGGCGAAGUACGUGUAUGACUCAGCUUUCCAUCCUGACACGGGCGAGAAGAUGAUCCUGAUAGGAAGGAUGUCAGCUCAGGUCCCAAUGAACAUGACCAUCACGGGCUGCAUGAUGACGUUCUACAGGACCACACCGGCUGUGCUUUUCUGGCAGUGGAUAAACCAGUCCUUCAAUGCCGUUGUCAACUACACCAAUAGAAGCGGAGACGCUCCCCUCACUGUAAAUGAGCUGGGGACAGCUUAUGUUUCUGCAACAACCGGUGCUGUAGCGACGGCCCUGGGACUCAAUGCCUUAGCCAAGCGCGUCUCACCACUGAUAGGACGUUUUGUCCCCUUUGCUGCUGUCGCUGCUGCUAACUGCAUUAAUAUCCCGCUAAUGAGGCAAAGGGAACUCAAAGUCGGGAUUCCCGUCACGGAUGAAAACGGCACCCGCUUGGGAGAAUCGACCAAUGCUGCAAAACAAGCCAUCACGCAGGUGGUCAUCUCCAGGAUCCUCAUGGCGGCCCCCGGCAUGGCCAUCCCUCCAUUUAUCAUGAACACAUUGGAAAAGAAAGCCUUCCUAAAGAGGUUCCCGUGGAUGAGCGCACCAAUUCAAGUCACGUUGGUUGGCUUUUGUUUAGUGUUCGCCACCCCCCUUUGCUGUGCUCUGUUUCCUCAGAAGAGUUCCAUGUCUGUGACGAGCUUGGAGGAUGAGUUGCAAGCCAGCAUCCAGAGGAGUCAUCCUGAAUUACGGCGCGUGUACUUUAACAAGGGCCUGUGAAGCUAUGAUCAAGCCCUGGAGGCUCCGGCUGUCAUCUGUGAACCUCCCGAAGCCACAGCAGUGAGGAAAUCCCAUGUGACAGGCACUUCCAGUUACAAAAGCCUCUAAAAGAUCUGCAUUAGAGUCAAGCUGCCCCUUGACACAGCCCCCAGUGUGGGUCAGGAGCCUGACAUUUGAAUCAUGUUGUAAUUUACAAAUGUACCCUUCUGGUAGACUUUAAUGACAUUGUUCAAAACCCUCACCUGGAGCUUUCUAAAGCACUGGUAGGCACAGCUAGGUGCUCAGUAAACAUGGUUGUCAGUCAUUGGAAAGGUUACCUAUUCAAAUACUGAUUUCAUUUCCACUUCUGCCAUGAACUGGGAAAUUCUAA